UGGGAAAAUAAAAAUAUUCUAUUAAUUUUCCACUUGAUGGCAGUGAUUUCUUUUCUUUCUUGCCUUCCCUCCUCUCAUUUGUUCUCUCUCCUAGCAAAAUGGAAAAAGAAGGCUCAUCAGUGACAUGUUCUUUUUUCACCUUUUCUGGCUUUUCUGUGUAUCAAGUUAUUACCGAUGGGAUUGGUUCCAUUUUACCAUCUGGAAUACAAAAGGCAAUUUUGGAUGGGAUUUUCACAAUAGGUCUUGCACAGCUUUCUGAAUCUCUCCUAAAUGAAAAAAACCCACUUGGGUCUUCAAGGCUUGCCAAAGUAAGGCGUAUAUUUGAAAAAGGAAAGAGCCUUCAGCUCCAGUUUUCUGCUGAGGAUCUUGGUUUCAGUUUCAGGGGAGACGAGUCAAUUUGGCCAAUUUAAGCAUUUUCAUAUCCUAUCAUCUAUUUUCGGUACCUUGAAGGAGCACUUAUUCCUGAUAAUGAUAGCAUGGUGGAUGUUCUGGAACCUCUUACUGUUCAUCAGAGGGA
Hevea brasiliensis (rubber tree) is the source of this 517-nucleotide messenger RNA. RefSeq lists its product as uncharacterized. Bases 99 to 410 code for a protein of 103 amino acids. The transcript is spliced from 2 exons. The record is from RefSeq and is a predicted model, not a curated record. Lineage: Eukaryota; Viridiplantae; Streptophyta; Magnoliopsida; Malpighiales; Euphorbiaceae.